AUGUCUGUCUUCAAUGAUUCGGCCCUAUAUCCUCGCUUCCUUCUGACAGGCUUCUCAGGCCUUGAAAGGCAGUAUGGCUUGAUUUCCCUCCCUAUCUUCUUGGUUUACGUCACUUCAAUUGUGGGAAACAUCACCAUCCUCUUCAUUAUCAGAACAGAGUCUUCCCUCCACCAACCGAUGUACUACUUUCUAUCAAUGUUGGCACUCACCGACCUGGGACUAUCCACCACUACCUUGCCCACCAUGUUUAGUGUCUUUUGGUUCCAUGCUCGGGAAAUCGCUUUCAAUGCUUGUCUCGUCCAGAUGUAUUUCAUUCAUGUUUUCUCAAUAAUUGAGUCGGCUGUUCUGUUAGCCAUGGCCUUUGACCGCUUUGUAGCGAUCCGGGAACCUCUACGUUACGCAUCCAUUUUAACCAAUGAGGUAAUCACUGGGAUUGGGCUGGCAGUUGCUGGAAGAGCCCUAACCCUGGUGUUUCCAGCUUCCUUCCUUCUGAAGAGACUUCAGUAUCAUACUGUCAAUAUUCUUUCCUACCCCUUCUGCCUGCAUCAGGACCUCAUAAGGACAACUGUAUCCAGCCGUCGUGUGAGCAGUAUCUAUGGCCUCGUGGUGGUCGUCUGCUCCAUGGGACUUGAUUCAGUGCUUCUCCUCCUCUCCUAUCUUCUCAUCCUGGGCACAGUGUUGAGUAUAGCCUCCAAAGCAGAGAGAGUGAAAGCCCUGAAUACCUGCAUUUCCCACAUUUGCGCCGUUCUCACCUUCUAUACACCCAUGAUUGGGCUAUCCAUGAUCCGUCGCUACGGGCAGAGUGCUUCUCCAAUCGUCCAUGUGCUCAUGGCCAAUGUCUACUUGCUGGUUCCCCCUUUUAUGAACCCUAUUGUCUACAGUGUAAAGACCAAGCAGAUUCGUGACAGAAUCCUCAAGAAAUUCAAGAAACAUGAAGUUUAG
Molecule: messenger RNA, 942 nt
Organism: Fukomys damarensis (Damara mole-rat)
Lineage: Eukaryota; Metazoa; Chordata; Mammalia; Rodentia; Bathyergidae
Product: olfactory receptor 51G2
Exons: 1
Coding region: 1-942 (313 amino acids)
Biological process (GO): G protein-coupled receptor signaling pathway
Cellular component (GO): membrane
Molecular function (GO): G protein-coupled receptor activity; olfactory receptor activity
Source: RefSeq, a predicted model, not a curated record